CACUCUCUCUCUUUCUCCAUCUCUCUCCCUCUCUCGACUCUACUCCAACACCCAGCACCCAACACUCCACCCUCCUUCUCCUCUUCUCUAAUCCAACCCCCCUCCCCCGUACUCCCUCCCUCAUCAACAUGUCGCAUGACCCUCCAGCAGAAGCCCCGGACGACAACCCCAAUGCCACUCCCUACACAAAUGGCACCCCCCGCCCUCGCUCUCUUGACGCACUGCCCCACAUCCUCCGCGUCAGCCCUGAAAUUGCACUAGACGUCCUUACCGCCUCCAAGGCCACUCACGACAUUGUAGCCGCUCAUCUUUACCACAACAUUGAUGUAGCAAUCGCCCUCGCCGGCACCCUAACUCCGGCGUCGAGCAUGACUGCCGCACUCGACCGCCCCUGCUGUCCCAGUUCCCGCGAGCAGCUCAAAGUUGUUAGCGCCCUUCGCAACUUGGAGUAUGCCGCCUAUGUACGGGUCAUUCGGUUUCGCCACCCUUGCCCCACACACGCUCCGGUUACAGCGGUCAACGACGUCACUCGCGAAAAUGAUCGUCUGGACGCUUGGGCGCUGGCUAGAGCCCUGAUCAUGCACUGUCCCCAAGUGCAGCAGGUAACUUGGAAGACAGGCUUUGGGCUCAACGACGAACUCUGGACAGCAAUCUCCAACUUGACAAGUCUGCAGCGUCUUCACUUGACAUACCCUCAACCGCACCCAGCAAUCGUCAUCAAUCCGCUGUACCCGCGCUUGACACCUGUGCUCCAGCAAUUCGGCGAAAACUGCGCUGACAACGUGUUUCUGGCCGAACGUCCCAUUGUCCACGCCAUCGGCCGCGAGGGACUCGCCCUUGGCGUGGCCUGGGAAGGCCUUGAAGAGCUCAGCUUAGAAGGUCUCAGUGUGCAGGGAGCGUGGACCAUCGCCAGCCACCUGGAGCUUCUCGCUGAGCAGCACGACUCGCAUCAACCUCCCCGGCUGCACACACUUUCGCUUGCGACGCACUUCCUAGACUUGCGACUGUGCCGAGCGGUGGCAAACUUUGGUUCUCUUGGUAGUCUCAAGCACGUUACGUUGUCGACGACGGGUACCAAACUCAACGCGGAGUGCCUCAAGGAUCUCUUGACGGGAUGCAGCGCGCUUGAGUCUCUGAAAUUGACAGACAUCGAAGGCCGUCUCGAUAAGAACACUUGGGGAAUGAUUGAGAGCUGGCCUCCAACUUUGACAUCUCUGGUGCUCGAAAUCCGGGAGAACGGCUCGCGCCACUCCUGGGUGAUGAACCAUAUCUCGUCCAUUGCAGAAGUACCUGUGGGACAAUUGAAGCGCUUCGUGGUCAAGCGCGUUGUACAUCCCAUUGCAACACUCCCCUUCCCUCCACUAGGCGUAAUUGUGCCGCAACCCGACGCCACGCACAACAAGGAGCCCAUCCCGUACGAACUUUUGGAACUCAUUCGCAAUGGAGGCGACCUCCUGGAGGACCUUUGCUUAGAUUGGUGGGACAUUAGCGGUCUCGCCUUUGAGGCGAUCCUGCUCGCUUGUCCGCGUCUUCGCAGGCUUCAAGUCUCGAUCCGCGCGACUGUCCUGGACAUUGUAGGCGCUUUUGUGGGCUCAGCUGACGGUAGAUUGGCAUGACCACCGCAUUUGCCAACGUGCCAGACCUCGCGGAGCUGAAUAUCACUACCGACCCCAAGCUUGCAACUCCGGCUGCGAUCAAGGUCAAGGCGAGCAAGAAGAAGCAAGUUGCAUGCUCUAACCUUCCACCAUUCCUUGCAGAGAAAGUCGCUGAGUCUGACCCCGCACUUGUCGAAGUUCGCGACCUACGCAAAUUCGCUCGG
This is a messenger RNA of Cutaneotrichosporon oleaginosum, 1819 nucleotides long. RefSeq lists its product as uncharacterized. NCBI's taxonomy places the organism in Eukaryota, Fungi, Basidiomycota, Tremellomycetes, Trichosporonales, Trichosporonaceae. The record is from RefSeq and is a predicted model, not a curated record.